Messenger RNA from Dreissena polymorpha, 961 nucleotides. Its product is annotated as proton-coupled folate transporter-like. The record is from RefSeq and is a predicted model, not a curated record. The transcript has a single exon. Gene Ontology annotation, cellular component: membrane. NCBI's taxonomy places the organism in Eukaryota, Metazoa, Mollusca, Bivalvia, Myida, Dreissenidae. The coding region runs from base 28 to 840 and encodes 270 amino acids. Gene Ontology annotation, molecular function: transmembrane transporter activity. Gene Ontology annotation, biological process: transmembrane transport.
AGGAUGGAAGAAGAAACGUAGAUACUUAUGAAGACGGCGUCGAUUCAGACAACGACUUCUACCAACAUAAGAAACGAGAAGGCGUCAACGGAGCUCCGGCGAGCACACUUCUGGUUAGUGCCUGUUUUGCUUUUGAUGUAUGUUGCUAUAGGCACCGGAUAUUACGGCAUACAGCAAUGGGUGCAGCGUUUUAUAGUGAUACGCUCCGGAAUGGACACAGACAACCUGACGAAUACAGUGGGCUGCGAUGAACAAACAAACACUUCCGGUUACGCUGCGCACAGUCGCUUGGAGCAGGACACAACACAGUGGGAGAUGUACGUCUCCCUGGCAACAACUGUCCCAGCGUUUUUCGCCUCAAGACUGAUUCCCUCUUAUUCGGACAGCUUUGGUCGUAAAUACCUGUUUAUACUGGGCAUUACCAGCACCACGCUAAGACUCGGUCUAACUGCUGUGUGCAUAUAUUUGCAGUUGGACCAUAUCUGGAUAGUUGUAGCCGCAGUUGUUGAUGUUAUGACAGGCGGAUUUUACACGAUCAUAUCCGCAUCAAUGUCUUUCAUCGCUGACAUCACACCCUCAGGGAGUAAGCGACUCAAGGCUAUAACCGUGAACGACGGGCUCAUGAUGACUUGUAUAACUUUGUCAGGCGUCGGAUCUGGAUUUUUCAUACAAUACGAAGGGUUCCUACUACCAAUGGUAUCUUGCUGUGGUUUAUGUGUCGUUGCUUUCUUUACAGCUGUCUGUUUCUUGCCUGAAACCCACAUGAAACAUCACCGGACUAAGCCGAAGUCAGCUCUGGGCAUGUUCAAACGUAUGACUCAUAUUCAUACCAAUAUUUAGCGCUUUCAAGAAGAGAAGAUCUGCAUACCUGAUACUGAUCACAGCGUACUUCUUUCAGGAGCUUGUCAGUUCCCACCGCAGUUUCAUCGAGAUUCUCUACCAGCUUGGGCGGCCGUUCUGC